GUGUACGAAAGAAGAAGCUAUCGAACACAAUUAUGGUGGUCAAGGAGUGAAACCUUGCACGAACGCUUACAUGUUGGUGUACAUGAGCGAACGUUCGCAGUCCUCCCUGGAUAGCGACGCUCACUUUCCUGACAGCUGCGGGCAAACAGAAUCUGCACCCUCGAACACAUCAAUAAUGCAGCUCGUCCGCGAGAUAGAGGAUAACCAAAAAACACUGACUCAAGUAAUGGAACGCAUAAAUGUCAAUCAAAAGGUACCGCGUCCACCAUACUUCCCUUUAAAGAGGUUAAAAGAUUUUAUAGAUGUGGACCAAAUAAACGAUGAACAGUUCAGUGACCUCGUCGCAUAUUAUAAGUCGCUGGGCGGUGUUACGUUAGAGGAAGCGGUGACCAUCUCCUUAAAUGAAAGUAUGACCGAAUACGUAAUUAGCCACUUAACAUGGCUUGGAGAUCGAUAUGGCACAGAAGCACUCAACGUGUCAAAAAUCACUUCCGCUAUAUACGGUCAUUAUCCUAUUUAUAAUGCGAUCGNGUUCAAGAUAGCAAUGGUGGCGGCGUUAAAAGACAUUUG
Molecule: messenger RNA, 570 nt
Organism: Ceratina calcarata
Lineage: Eukaryota; Metazoa; Arthropoda; Insecta; Hymenoptera; Apidae
Exons: 5
Source: RefSeq, a predicted model, not a curated record